AUGGCCCACUACAACUCGCCCUAUUCCGGUUCCACGCCUCGCGGCGAUGACUACUACUACGCCCGGGAACGAUUCCAGUCGGCAACACCAACUCCCUCUCCUCGGGGCUCUUCCGAGUAUUACUACCCGAGUGCCACUCCCCAGCGACCGGCGACUCGUGCGCACUUCCGUCAUGCCAGUUCCGGCUUCAGCGAAUACAGCCCUCGUCCCCCGACGGCUUCGCCCCGGUACACCAGCGAUGGCCAUUAUGCCACGGCAGAUCUGAAUGUGAGUAGUGGUCAUCAUUCGCGCAAGCACUCGUGGGCCACUCCGUCGCAUCUCAGGCGCGGGCGCCGAAGUUCCUUUGUCUAUGUCCGGACCUCCACGCCCCUCGGGGAAUCCGACGAGGACGAGAUCAUUGAGGUGGAUGGCCGUACCUACCUGCUACCUACGCAGUCGUCACCCUCCAGGAACAAGAGGCACUCUGUUCAAGAGACAUAUUUCUAUGAAGACGCCGGUCGAGGAUAUGUCACUGAUUACCACUAUCCUAAGCAGACCGGAUUCAGAUACAUUGAUACUGCGUACGAGCAGCCUUCUCCCUCUCGACCCGUCCAGAGAUCCACCCAUGUCCGCCGCCCCUCGGGAGCCGUUCCCGUGAGGUCCGCCACCGUCCGUCCCUCCAGCUCCCAGCAGAGGAAGGCCCCGCCGCCUCGCCAGGCCACCGAGGCUGAUGCCAAGAGGCACAAGAUCCCCCCGGGUUACUCCCUCAAGAACUGGGAUCCGACCGAGGAGCCCAUUCUCCUGCUUGGCAGUGUCUUCGACUCCAACUCCCUCGGGAAGUGGAUCUACGACUGGACCGUCUUCCACCACGGACAGGGCACUCCCAUCACCGAAAUGGCUGGUGAGCUUUGGCUCUUGCUGAUCCAACUGGCAGGCAAGAUCCAGCGCGCGGAUGAUAUCGUCGAGACUGUUCGCAGCAAGGACAGUAAGGAGAUCCUCGAUGACUUCAUCGAUUCUGGCGAGCGCCUGACGGACAAGCUCCGCAAGCUCCUCAAGUCCUGCGAGACUCCCAUGCUCAACGCUAAGAAGGGCGGCUCCCUCGGCAAGAACGCCGGUGUCGAGUUUGUCGAGACCCUCUUUGGUCGCGAGCGCAAGCUUGACGACACGGAGCGUUUUAUGCAGGGUGUUCGUCUCUUCAACCUGAGAUUCGAUGCCAACUGCGAUGACAUCUUGCGCAACCCCACGGCUUAG
Molecule: messenger RNA, 1230 nt
Organism: Colletotrichum karsti
Lineage: Eukaryota; Fungi; Ascomycota; Sordariomycetes; Glomerellales; Glomerellaceae
Product: vegetative cell wall protein gp1
Exons: 1
Coding region: 1-1230 (409 amino acids)
Source: RefSeq, a predicted model, not a curated record